Penicillium olsonii is the source of this 3258-nucleotide messenger RNA. Lineage: Eukaryota; Fungi; Ascomycota; Eurotiomycetes; Eurotiales; Aspergillaceae. The record is from the annotation of a GenBank genome assembly.
AUGGACAUGCAGGGCGCCUCCAUGACAUUCCAGGCGGGUGCCAGGGUACCCUCGGUUCAAGGUCCAUACAUGAAUCAAUAUGUCAACAACUCGGAGACCAAGUUGCAGAGCCCGGAAAAUCUUCUGUCUGAAUCUGGGGGACUCUCUGAACCGCCCGCAAAGCGGUUGCGGAUCACCCAUAAUACCUUUGAUAAAAUCCCAACACCUAUCGGCCUGGAUGGUGUAAGCCAAGCUGCUCCCCACGCUCAUCCAGUGGCAUCUGAAGGAUCACAUCUCGCUUAUCACAGUGAGAGGCUUUACACCGGUGGUAGUAGCAGUACCCCGAAUGAAUCCACCACCUCAACCGACUUGACAUCUUCGUUUGAGCCGAAAACCUCCGCCUCUCCCCCACCGGCCCCCUUGCAGUCAAUCCCGACACAAGACAUUGUAUUUGGGCCAAAUGUACUUGAAAGCGGUAAGGUCGAUUUGUCCAAGUGUCGACCUCGAGCAUCCAUCCCAUCCAAAAUCCAACCCUCUGUCUACGGCACACAGUGUGUUAAAGCGGCGUACGCGUCUCGGUUAAAUCCCUAUGCGCUGCACCGUCAAGAACAAGACUUCUUGCAAGACCAUCUGUGCCAUGUCCAUGUCACAAUCUAUCUUAACAUUCGCAAUGGAAUUCUCCUGCUCUGGGGCAGAAAUCCGAUGGUUGCUGUGACCAGGGAAGAAGCACUUGGAUGUGCAAAGGAUUACCGCUGGAUGAACCUGGCUUCGUUUGCUUACGACUGGCUGAUUCGCAAUGGCUAUAUCAAUCAUGGCUGUGUGGAGGCCCCACUAGCCCCAGUCAAACCUAAGCGCGGCAGACGAAAGGAAGGUCCUACCAUUGUCGUCGUCGGUGCCGGAAUGGCUGGUCUGGGAUGUGCGCGCCAACUAGAGAGUCUUUUCCGUCAAUACCGUGAUUCUAAUAUGCUGCCUCGGGUGAUUGUCCUCGAAGGACGCCGAAGGGUUGGUGGACGCAUCUAUUCCCACCCACUGACUAGCCUGAAAUCGAAGACUCUCCCCCAAGGGCUCGUCCCAAAGGCAGAGAUGGGCGCUCAGAUCAUUGUUGGCUUCGAUCAUGGUAACCCCCUAGAUCAGAUCGUUCGUGGUCAGCUUGCGCUCAAGUAUCACAAAAUCCGAGAUGUAUCAACAAUCUACGACAUCGAUGGGUCCCCAGUGAGUGAAAACCAAGACGCAAUGGCUGAAAAGCUUUACAACGACAUCCUCGACCGGACUGGGUUCUAUCGCCAAAAGGCCAAAAUUCUACCAACUGCCGAGGGGAACCGAGAAAUGAUUGAUGCUGGCCGAGAAUCUGUGGUGGACGAUGGACUCACUGUGCGACAAUAUGAGGAAGCCAGAGCGGCCGGAACGAUUGAUAAAUUGGUACCCACCAAGCGAGUCCGGCGAGGCAUCAAACACAAGACUACAGACAAUCAGUUAUCUGUGGAUGUCGCCAGUGACCUGGUAGGCAACUCAGAGGAUGACCCGGCAGCUUUGACCUGUCAGGCUACUGGAUGGAAACUUAACCCCGGAUACACCGUGAGCGACACCAUCGAGUUAGAUCAGAUUGCCGAGGUUUCUCAGGCGCAGACUCUCGGGGCAGUCAUGGACGAGGGCGUCAAGCAAUACCAACGGAUGCUCCCGUUAACACCCAAAGACAUGCGUUUGAUGAAUUGGCAUUUCGCUAACCUUGAGUACGCAAAUGCGACAAAUGUGAACCGGUUGAGCCUCUCUGGGUGGGAUCAAGACAUUGGGAAUGAAUUCGAAGGCGAGCACUCCCAAGUGAUUGGGGGCUACCAGCAACUUCCCUAUGGGCUUUACAAUUUACCGGAGAAGCUUGAUGUCCGUGCUCGCAAGACUGUCACUGAUAUCUCCUACAAUACCGGUGAAGGGAACAAACCUACAAAAGCGGUAGUCAAGUGCGAGGAUGGAGACACAUUCACAGCAGAUCAUGUUGUCUUCACCGGCUCACUUGGCGUCUUGAAAAAGCAGACGAUCAAGUUCGACCCCCCUCUUCCUGAUUGGAAAUGUGGCGCGAUUGAAAGACUAGGGUUUGGUGUCAUGAACAAGGUGAUCCUGGUCUUUGAACAGCCCUUCUGGGACACAAAGCGCGAUAUGUUCGGCCUUCUCCGCGAACCAGCCAACGUUGCUACCAUGGUGCAAGAAGAAUACGCAGCAAGCCGCGGCCGCUUCUAUCUCUUCUGGAACGUUAUGAAAACAACUGGACUUCCAUGCCUGAUCGCUCUCAUGCCCGGCGAUGCGGCUCAUCAGGCUGAAGCGACACCAGACGAAAUAAUCAUCAAGGAAGUCACCGGCCAGCUUCGCAAUGUGUUCAAACAAACAACGAUUCCUGACCCCCUCGAAACUAUAAUCACUCGAUGGGGCCAAGACCCUUUCACAUACGGCAGUUACUCAUAUGUCGCCGCAUCUGCCUUCCCGGAGGACUACGACCUGAUGGCCCGACCAAUCGGCAAUCUGCACUUCGCUGGCGAAGCCACCUGUGGCACACACCCAGCAACCGUUCACGGGGCAUAUCUGUCUGGUCUACGAGCCGCAUCUGAGAUCAUCCUACCAGUCGCCGGUCCAAUCGAAAUGCCUCACCCCUUAGUUCCAGACAAGUCCAAAGUCCGGAGCAAAUCAACCACACCUACCGACUCAACGAAGAAAAAGCGAGGAUACACAUCCAGCUCCCCCGAAACACCAUCCCAAUCCAAAUCCCAAAUCUCAACCUCCACUUCCCGCAAGCCUACAACAUCCGACCAAACCCGCCGCGACGCCUACGACCAAGCCCUAUGGACAACAAUCUAUGCAGAAUUAGGCCCAGCUCCCGUUCGACCUACAAAGUCAGGUCUAAACCCCUUCCUCUUCUACCAAAAGGACUUCUGGGCCCAAUGCCGUGACAAGUGCGACCAGCUACGUCGCACAGCAUCCAGUAAUCCCAACGCAAAGGCUCCCCGUGACGAAAUCCGCGCUGCCCUCGGCCAGAUGUGGCGCUCUGCGACUCCCGACGAGAAAAAGCCCUAUCUUGACCAGACGGAAGCUAAUCGUCGCGCCAAUGCCGAGGCUUGGGAUAAGUGGAAAGUCGAUGUUGCGGAGUGGGAGCGUGCCACGUUCGUAGUCAAGGAUCGAUGGUGUGCUGAGAAUCCGUUCGAGAGUUGGGUUAUGCCUGAUUAUCUUGCCGAAGGAACUGCUGAGCUUGUUCCUGUGCUUGGUACGGCUUUCGAUGUGAAGCCAGAGAAGUGA